AUGGCGCAAACCCAAAUCGCCAUCGAGUGUCCCGUGAGCUGUCGGGGCGCUCCCGACACUUUAGUUUGGGAGGCCAGCGUGUCGUCCGCCGCCGGAGCUUUCUCGCAGAAGAAUUUCCUUCAGAGGUUUGAAACAGAACAGGGCUUGGAAGAGAAGCUCGCGUCGAUCGAGUUUGCUCAAGGAACCCGAGGGUUUGAUGAGCAGGUUGUCCAACCGACAUUGGAUCAGAAUUUAGUUCUGCUCAGUCCUUUUGCAUCGGCGGAUGUCCGCCACCAAGUAAUCCAGGAGAACUGUCUGGAGCCCGUUGAAGAUCAGGCGCUUCUCUGCCAGAGCCGGAGUCGUUGCCCUGGGAAGCUCCCUGCCAAAAGACCCUUAGAGGUGCAGGACGACAAGCUUCCCUGCGGCUCCCGCACCACCGAGGUUGCUGGCGGCGUUCCACGCUUGCCGUCUCUCGAGUCUUGUUCAGUUCCUGCCCAUCCAGCGAUAUGCGCAUUACUGCUCGGUGCACAGCCAGGCGAGCGAGUGCUGGAUCUGUGCGGAUCUGGUGUCAAGGCUGCAGUCCUUGCCUGCUGCAUGUUCUCCGACAGUCGGAGUUGGCUUCAAAGUGUAGGUCAUGAGUCUGGUGCGCUGGGCGACGGAAGGCCAGAUGCUUCGGUUCUGGUCUCCAACGCUCCCGACAGGACAUACGUGCGAAGCAUGGAGCCAUGGCUUCAGAGUUUGCUUCCCGCGGAGGUUCCAGUUCUCCAAGCUACAAGGACUACAGGAGCUGGCCACAUCCUCCUCAGCAGUGUGGAGGCAUGGCAGAAGCAAUCACUGCUCCCACUGCAACGGCUAGGGCCCUUUGACCGAAUCAUCGUGGAUCCCACCUGCGCUUGCGGCUUCGGAGCAAGGAUGCCCGAUCUGAAGUAUCCGGAGCUUGCAGAGGCGCUGCUAUGCAAUGCAGCGAGACUUCUACGCCCAGGAGGCAUACUCCUCUACUCCACAACGCGCCCGGAGGAGCGGGCCCAUGAUUCUGUCGUUCGCGGGCUCCUUCGGAAUGCCAAAGAGGACCUCGAGGUCUUGCAGCCAACUCAGCAGCUUGACGUUGCAACUGCCCGGACCGAGCACGGCCAGCUGUUGACCCUAGGACGCAAGCCGGAUCAAUGCAAGGUUUAUCUCUGCAGGCUGAAGAGAGCCACUUGA
Molecule: messenger RNA, 1182 nt
Organism: Symbiodinium sp. CCMP2592
Lineage: Eukaryota; Dinophyceae; Suessiales; Symbiodiniaceae
Source: the annotation of a GenBank genome assembly